This is a messenger RNA of Branchiostoma floridae (Florida lancelet), 852 nucleotides long. RefSeq lists its product as uncharacterized. The record is from RefSeq and is a predicted model, not a curated record. The coding region runs from base 52 to 552 and encodes 166 amino acids. NCBI's taxonomy places the organism in Eukaryota, Metazoa, Chordata, Leptocardii, Amphioxiformes, Branchiostomatidae. The transcript is spliced from 2 exons.
CGAAAGAAGAGGUAACCGUUUAAUAGACGGUACAACAGUUGACCUCCCCAAAUGAUCGGGUGGCGCACAUUUCAGGCCUUAGAAGAAGACGAUAAGCGACUACGAUAUGCUCGCUACGUGUUCAUUGCAGCAGUGAUAUGGUUUGCCUUGGGUCUGACGCUUGCAUUGACUGUGGAACCGCAGGAGAUAGGGGUAGUAUUAGCAGUGCUGCCGGUGCCAGUCUUGAUCUGCUAUCCUGUGUUCAACUGUUGUGUGAGCAUGCAGAUUCAAACUAGGAGAAGAGCCAACCAACGGCGACCUGGGGUGCCACCUACCACACUUCUCAACUUGUAUCCCCAGACCAUUUUUACUACCAACACAAGAGACUCUUUCUCCCCUGGCACGAGUAAUGGCGGAGUGGGCGCUACUUUUCCAGCCGAUCUCCCCACGUACCACGAAGCCAGGUCUCAGCAGUACCCAGUCAUACCAGCUCCAGACGCACCACCACCCCGCCCUGAUACUAACAACGAGCCGCCCCCUCCGUCUUACGAGGAUGCUGUGGAGAAAAAAUAGUUUAAAUUACAUUAUAUAACCUCUCAGAGAUUUUGUAUUGUUCCCUCAUUAAGUCGGUUUCGACAAUGCAGAUGAUUGCAAUUUUGUAAUUCUAUUACAUGUUUAAUGGUUUAAAUAUUUGAAAAUUGUUAUAUAUUGUUGUUAUAUAAUGUAGAUCGUAAAAUGAAAUAAGUAUCAUGAAUGUCACUUUUAUCUGUAUAUUUCGUCGGUUUGCAAUUUGCCGCGGUGCACAUUGGAAGUAAGAGAUAAACAUACUAAAAAUUAUAUUUGAUUAAUUAAAUCUACCUCCGUUUUGUAUUG